GAUGAUGAAAAUAAAGAAAAUAAAGAGAUGUGUAAUGAGAAAAAAGAAUUAGCAGUUAAUACUAAGGAAGGAUGCAAUAGUGAAUUAGUUUCUAUAUCAAUUGUAAAGCAUGAAACUUGUAAAGCUAAGAAUAAAGCUCAAGAGGAUAUUAAGAUAGAUACAAACGAUAAUCAAACGAAUUCUUCAACCAGACUAAAACGCAAAAAACGAAAGGAACAAAACAAAAAAAAUGAUAAGCAAAUAACAAUUCGAAAAGGAAAAAGAAAAAGAAAACCUAAAGUUCUAUUUUAUGAAGACAAUUAUGAGACGGACACGAAGGGCCCGUCCCCGAAACGGCGCAGACGGGGCAAGGACUGGAGCCACAUAGUGACGCUCCCAGGCAACACGGUGACAUACAAGUGCACCUUCUGCGAAAAGAUGUUCAAAAGUCCGCGAGGCAAGUGGUACCACACGAGCUGUCCCAGUGGAGAAGCCCCAUUUCGCUGUCACCUCUGCGCCAGGACCUUUGCCAAACGCUCGCAUUUCGAGUACCACGAGAGGAUGCACUCCGGACACAAGCCCUUCGCAUGCAAUUUCUGCGAUAAAAGCUUCGUGCAGAAGAGCAAACUUAAUCGCCAUCUGCUCAUUCAUAAACAACAAAAUGAUAUCGAGUGCGCAGAAUGUGGAAGAAGAUUUAGUACAAAGCAGUACUUGAAAAAUCAUAUGUCGAUUCAUCAAAAUAAUUCAUAUAAAUGCAAGUUUUGCCCGAAAACGUUUACUCUUGCAUUUAACAGAAAACGUCACGAACGAUCACACUCAACUGAUAGGCCAUAUAAAUGCGAUAUUUGCUCUAAAGAUUUCAAAGAUGUAAAACCAUAUUCAUGUAAUCAAUGUAACCUUGAAUUUCGCCGUAAGGAUAAUCUGAAUCGUCACGUGAAGCAUCAUCAUGUACUUGAUUCGGAUACAUUAAAGACUGUAGAAAAUGAUUUUAAGGAACAAGCCGACAAUACUGAAAGAAUUGUGAAUGGUAAUGCAAAUGAGAAAUUGUCAAAUCAGGAGGAGCGAUCAAUUGAAGAAAAAAGUUCCAAAUUCAAGAAUAAUAUCGAGAAGCCAACGAAUAAUGUAAAAACCAAACCAAAGCAAAAGCGAACUUCUAGAUCAAACUCAAUUUCGAGUACCAAGAGUAUACUUAAAACAUCUCUGUGCUCUCCUCAGCCCCAUCGACAGGCGGGCUCGAAACCGGACGUGAGCAACGCAGUGCCUGUAAUCCGAGGGCCUAUAAGUAUUAAACGUUUUGCCGAAGGCAGCGAAAUAAUGGGCACGCGACUCGGUUUCACCCAAUCCAUUCCUCCCGAGGAAGCUGUUGUUCUUAAUCGCCAGAUAGAGGAAAAAAUCUACACUCAGGAUUCUUUCUGUAUCUACCCGGGUCUGAAUCGCAGAGCCAACUCUAUCGUGAGGAGAAGAGACAGUUGCGGUAGCAAUUCCAACUCAAACGAUGAUACAAGCUUCGCAUGCAAGCAAAAUCCAGAGAAAUCAAAGACUGUACAUUUUGCUAAGGAGGAGCAGUGCGAAGUACUCAGAACCGACAAGCCUAAAGUUGUGAAGGACAUCAAUCUCCAUUGGAGACGCAGAACUGCCGAGUCUCUGAAAACCAAAAUCUCCAAAAGCAAGCAGACUUGA
Molecule: messenger RNA, 1659 nt
Organism: Ceratosolen solmsi marchali
Lineage: Eukaryota; Metazoa; Arthropoda; Insecta; Hymenoptera; Agaonidae
Product: zinc finger protein 39
Exons: 7
Coding region: 28-1659 (543 amino acids)
Biological process (GO): regulation of gene expression
Cellular component (GO): nucleus
Source: RefSeq, a predicted model, not a curated record